This is a messenger RNA of Oncorhynchus tshawytscha (Chinook salmon), 4389 nucleotides long. It is a transcript of the gene dolk, whose product is annotated as dolichol kinase. The record is from RefSeq and is a predicted model, not a curated record. The transcript has 2 exons. Gene Ontology annotation, cellular component: endoplasmic reticulum membrane. The coding region runs from base 269 to 1840 and encodes 523 amino acids. Lineage: Eukaryota; Metazoa; Chordata; Actinopteri; Salmoniformes; Salmonidae. Gene Ontology annotation, molecular function: dolichol kinase activity. Gene Ontology annotation, biological process: dolichyl monophosphate biosynthetic process.
CCACCUCUUACUGGGUAUGAGGAACGCCAGCUGAUUGGGCAGAAUAUAAUAGUCGAAAGAUCAGAUAUCGCUUUACUCAUUUAUCCUGAUAUGUGCAGUAUUUACCGGAUACAGGACAGACCUAAGAUUGUGGACUAAAAUAAGAACUAACCAUGAUGUGUGCCGCAGAAAGGAAUUGACAGACCUUUUAAAUAAGAGAUUUGUGUUCGAGCUGGAGUCCUCUGCCGUGAACCGCCCUCCCUCCCUGUCUUCUCCCCCGAUUGCAACCAUGCAGACCAACCCGGUACUGGUGGAGUCUGCAGUGGUCUUCUCUGUGGUGAUGUGUGUCCACAUGGCCGUGUGGAACCAGCACUCCUGGUGCUGCGUGGCCCUGGUCAUCCAGGCCUUCUACGUGCAGCACAAGUGGGACCGUCUGCUCCGUAAUGGCAACGCCGUCUUUCAGUGGCGCCUGUCAGCCAACAGCGGCAUCGUCCCAGCCGUCAUGGUGAUGCCCCUGCUGGGUGUGGCACUGCGGGAGAAGUGCGCCGCAUCGGGGAACGUCUACUUUGAGCGUUUCUCCAUGGUGGUCACAGUGACAGGCAUGAUGCUGGCACUGUUCCUGUCGCUCCUCGCGCUGGGCAUCACAAGGCCCGUGCCCACCAACACAUGUGUGAUUGCGGGUGUGGCAAGCAGUGCCAUCCUGUACACAGUGAAGCAGACCCUAACGGUGUCAGAGGUGAUUGAGGUUCUGGAGGUGCUGCUGAUAUUCGUCUACCUGAGUCUGAUCGUGCUCUACCUGCUACCGCGCUGCUUCACGCCCGGCGAGGCCCUCCUCAUCGUCGGGGGCAUCAGCUUCAUCGUCAACCAGCUCAUAAAGCGCUCACUCAACAUGGCUGAGGUCAAAGGGGAGCCUGUCCACUACUUCCUGCCUGUGGUGGUGGUAGGAUCUCUUCUCCUAGGGGUGUUUUUCGCCCUGCUCUUCUGCUUCAUGGAGUCUGAGACCUGGGUGUCGUCGCUCUUCUUCCACAUGAUGACAGCUGUGCUGGGCCUGGGGAUCCUCAUGCCCUGGCUUUCCCUCCUCAUCCGCCGCCACCCCAUCAUGUGGCUGCUGGACUUUGUGACUCUGAACGACAAGCGUCUGUGCCUGCUGGGGUACUGGGUGCUGUUGGCCACACUGGCCACCCUGGUUGUGCUGCACCAGAACUACCAGCGCCAGUCAGGCUCCAAGAAGCACCAGGCAUCUACGGUAGUCAGAAAGUACUUCCACCUCAUUGUAGUAGCCACCUUCGUCCCAGGCCUGGUGUAUGACCGCCAGCUCCUACACGUGGCGUCCGUGGGCUGCCUGGGGGCAUUCCUGCUCCUGGAGUAUGUGCGCUACUUCCGCAUCCGCCCGCUGGGUCAACUCCUCCGUCAGUUACUCACCCUGUUCCUGGACGAGCGUGACUCUGGACCUCUCAUCCUCACCCACAUCUACCUCCUCCUGGGUAUGUCCCUGCCUAUCUGGCUGUUCCCGGGGCCCUGCGCCCCCAAAGGCAUCCUGCCCGGGGCGGGAGGCCUGGUGCCCUACGCCGGGGUGCUGGCGGUGGGUGUGGGGGACACAGUGGCGUCGGUGUUCGGCAGCAGCAUGGGCGAGAUCCGCUGGCCGGGCACCAAGAAGACAGUGGAGGGCACAGCCACGUCGGUAUUUGCCCAGAUCAUCGCUGUGGCUAUCUUCCUCAUAUUUGACCCCACCAUCAAUCUGAACUCCACCUACUCAUGGAUCGUGAGCUCCAUCACCAUGGUAGCCAUGCUGGAGGCCUACACCUCGCAGAUAGACAACCUGCUGCUGCCGCUUUACCUCUUCAUCCUGCUGCUGCUCUGAUGACCCCCGUGGAGUACCGCACACAGGUCAUGUUUGAGAUCGACUACCUUGCAGUCGGAGGCGGCAGACUGACAGAUCUGCAAAUCAUAGUGAGUAUCCGUUUAGGAUGCAAGGCGAUUUGUAGAUCAGUUGGUCUCCUCAGUCUGUGAUCAGCGGCUGAGCAGAUGCACUUAAACACAGCCACACGGUGACCUCUUGACCAGAGGUCAGAGUGGAAAGGCUAACCAAUGUAAUUUCUGAAUUUUAAAGUCUAAGGGAAUGUAUGGAAAUCCUCAUUGGAUGACUGAGGAUUGUUUUGUUUUGUUGCUUUGUGAGAGUAAAAGUUAUGAUCUGUUAUAUUGAUGUUGCAUUGAUAAUCUCUCCACUAACAUGACCGUGUGUGGGGAAAUCAAUAUAGCUGGCACAAAGAAGGAUGAAGUACAAUCUGAUAGCACUGCUAGCUAGGGAAUGAGCUUGCAUACAUUAUGAGAAAUACAUGAAGACGGAACAUACACUCUAGAUUUUGCUCUUCAUUUUGUGGGACAACAGCAUGACAAUAGAAUCAGUGAUGUUCAGCUAGAAUACAACAAGUUGGUUCAAAAUACACACUACUGUUUUUUUGUGGGGGUUUUUUUCAUAUCAGUUGCUUGGUGAGGAUAAGGGAGGUUAAAUAAUUUUGUUUGAGAGCAGGGUGGUAUUCAUUAGGGCACACCGUAGCAAAAUGUUUGGCAACGGAAAAUGAAAACGAGCAUUCCUCAUUGGACAAGUUUGGGGUAGUCCCGCCUUUCAGUCUGUUUUCUUCUGUUUGGUGCCUAACCACUGUUGAUAAUGGCUGACCCUGGCCAUGACCCACUCUGCAAAGGUGUCUCAGAGUUGGGAUAUGCAAGAAAAUAAUACAUUUCCAAUUCACACAUGCGUAUUAACACAUGUGUAAAAUAGGACAAAUAGAAGCACCCACAUUAUUAUUAUUAUUAUUAUUAUUAUUAUUAGUGAAUAUGACCCAGCUCUAUCUUGAUGGAGGUGGGGGAUUCCCGAGGGACAGAGGAUGAAUGUCCCUGAGUCACUGUAACACGCUGAAAUCCCAAACUACUUAAUUAUACAACAGGAGAUGGAGUUCAGUACAUUGGACAAAAUGUAUUUUAGCCGGAAUUAAGUUUCCCUGCCCUGAUCAGCAGUCAUGGCAGACACUGGUUAAUGGCACGUUUUAACAAAUUGUGAUGGGCUUCUUUUUUUUGCUAAAGGAAAGCUACCUUUGUACAGCCUUUUGAAGAACAUAAUUUGAUCAUUUGUUUUUCAGAGCAUUUUUUUGUUGUUACAAUUUCAUCGGACUAUAAUUUAUUUGCAUUUCUUGUUGUGGCAAUAUUACGGACUGAUUGCGGGACAUAUUUGCCUUAAAGAAGUAUAUUUUGUAUCACACAUUACCUAGUACUGUAAAUACUCUAGCUGACAGCAUGGUUUGUGUUGAAGUAGACUGGUUGAUUCUUCAAUAUGGCAGCAGUUUAUACACUAUAGCAUGACAUUAAACAUUUUGAAAUCCUUUACUGUAACUUGUAUACAGAAAUUACCCUACAGUGUCUUUUCAGUUUUGUAUGAAUCCUUUGUCUUUUAUCCGGGUGUUUUGAUAGGACCCUCUCCAAAAUAUACAUGAAUUUCCUUAACGUUCAUCCCCCCCCAAGAUCUGAUUUGUAUAUUGGAAAUAAAUUGUAGAGAUGAUAUAACAAGGCCACAUGUCAUGAACAUAUUGAAUUCAUGUUUUGUUAAAUUUUGAAGUGAUUAAAUUCAUUUCCUGAUAGUGUUUAUAAGCUGCAGGAAGGUAUGUAUUUAUGGUGUAAUGAAAGUAACUACAUGUACCCUUUUAAAAUUAAAUCAGCUAACAUUGAGAUGCUAUACUAGUUAUCUGUAGAUGUAUCUUUCGCUAUCUGGCUGUGUUUAGACAGGCAGCCCAAUUCUUCUGAUCUUUUUCCACUAAUUAGUCUUGACCAAUCAGAUCAGCUUGUUUGCCAAUAAUUUGGCAAAAUAUCAGAAUUGAUCUGCCUGUGUAAACGUCUCUGAGUCAGACAUGUCAAGUUAAACUACAACUGUCCAUAGCAGUGGAGGCUGCUGAGGGGAGGAUGACUCAGUGUCUGGAAUGGAGCGAAUGUAAUGGCAUCAAACACAUGGAGACCAUGUAUUUGAUGCCAUUACCAGAAGCCCAUCCUCCCCAAAUAAGGUACCACCAACCUCCUGUGGUCCAUAGGAGCCUCUGCUUUCCCAUAGCCUAGUUAAACUAGACCGAAAUUGGCACUCAAACCAUAGAGUGCACAUUGAGUCUGGUACAGCCAGGCUCCAAUUCCCCUUCCUCCAGUUUACUGUGCAUUCUGGAGAGACCUUCUCUUUUUAUAAUGUUUGUUUACUUGUUUUCUCAGCAUGGAACUGACAGUAUUUGAUGAAUCUGUAAUAAAUAAGUAGUAUUUUGUUUGUUGCCUUUUCCAAUAAUCCGUAAUGAUAAUUUAUGAGCUUGUUCUUGCCUUUGACAGGAAGCACUUGUAAUGCAUGGCAGAUUGUUGCAUCAUUAAAGGCCUUUUAUGCUA